UUCUAUCAUAAAGCGAUAAAAAUGAUGAACCAGGUUGAGUACAUGAGGGGAUUUGGUGGAGAAGUAGAGCGGGCUGAGUUGAAUUUUGGAAGAAAGAAGAACAUUGCGGUUACACCGUACAAGGGAUAUGUUUAUAUCCACAUAGGCAGUUUAACAAGUAGCAGAAGCAUAACUCUUGGGACUGAUGAGUUUAAAGAGCUAUGCAAUCUGAAGCCAGUUCUUUUAAAAGCUGAGGCAGAAAUAAAAAAACAGCUGCAAAAACCUAGCAGGAAAAAGAAGGUUAUAGUUGUUGAAGAGGAAGAAGAAGAAGAAGAAGAAGAAGAAGAAGAAGAAGAAGAAGAAGAAGAAGAAGAAGAAGAAGAAGAAGAAGAAGAAGAAGAAGAAGAAGAAGUAGAAGAAGAAGAAGUAAAAAAAGUUACUUUGAAAAGAAAGAGAAAGGUGAUUGCUAUCAGCGAUAGCGAUGAGGAGGCGGGAGUGUCAGAGUCGGACGUCAGAAAGGUGAUUGUUGCAGCAGAAUCUGGCCCGUUCAAGGGGCUAAAGAAGAAAAAGAAAACAGCUGGAGCUGGAUUCAUACUUUCUGAAGCAGUUGAAGAUGGCGAGUGAAGAUAACACCACCAAUCAGAACAGAAAAAGGACAAUGGGAGAAGAAGUAGAAAAAAAGACACUGAGUGAAAAACGAAAGCGGUCAGCUCCACCUUCAUUAAGAACUUUAUCUGUUGCAUGUAUUUAUAAUAAAUUAACAACAAAAUGUGAUAUUCAAAUGAGAGAUUUUUUUUGUAAAAUUCCCUCACCAAUUUUAAUUAUUUUUAUGGAUUAUGCAGACUUUCAAUUUGUUUUAAAUCCUGGAUUUGCCGAAUUAGAUGUGUUUAAUGCUGCCGAGGAAAUUUUUGAUCAAAGAUAUCAAUUAAAUAAAAUGAUAAGGGAAUGCAGCCAUUUCACAUCUGAAGAGAUAUUCAUUCAUUUAAAGAACGUCCCAGGGUCUGUUUUAAAUUCACUCGGACUUUCGUUCAAUAGGGAGAACUUUUCCGAUAUUUUAAGGAAAAUAUUAAACAUGCGAUUUUCACGUGUUUAAUUUACCAAAGAAUAUGUCUCAUAUAUUUUAAUCUAAAAUUUAAGAAAUUUAUUUGUAAUAUUUUCAUCGUGUUUGAAGGUCUUUUUCCCCAUUGCACAAUGUAUUUCACUGGUGCGUUUGAAGGUGUAAUUCCCCAUUUUCAUAAUUGUGUUUAAUUUACCAAAGAAUAUGUCUCUUAUAUUUUAAUCUAAAAUUUAUUUGUAAUAUUUUCAUCGUGUUUGAAGGUGUUAUUCCCCAUUGUCCAAUGUAUUUCACUGGUGUGUUUGAAGGUGUUAUUCCCCAUUUGAAGGUGUUAUUCCCCAUUGACAUAAUGUUUGAAGGUGUUAUUCCCCAUUGUUCUAAUGUUUGAAGGUGCUAUUCCCCAUUGUUCUAAUGUUCGAAGGUGUUAUUUCACAUUGUCCUAUGUUUGAAGGUGUUAUUCCCCAUUGUCCUAUUGCCUUAAUGUUUGAAGGUGUUAUUCCCCAUUGUCCUAUUGUCAUUAUGUUUGAAGUUUGUUUGAAGGUCCAUUUGGGUUUUAAAGUUAUGUAUUUUCAUUGGGGUUUUUAAGUUAAAGUCGCCAUUUUACCAUGCUACUCCCCAUUGCCCUAUGUAUUUCACUUCCCCAGGUUGAUAGCAAACGGAUAAAACUUAAAUAUGUUGAUAUAUUUUAUUAUAAAAUCAUAUAUUUAUUUACAUGAAAUAAAAUAUUAUAUAAUUAU
Molecule: messenger RNA, 1770 nt
Organism: Mytilus trossulus (common blue mussel)
Lineage: Eukaryota; Metazoa; Mollusca; Bivalvia; Mytilida; Mytilidae
Product: histone H3.v1-like
Exons: 4
Coding region: 22-603 (193 amino acids)
Source: RefSeq, a predicted model, not a curated record